This is a messenger RNA of Dictyostelium purpureum, 2223 nucleotides long. RefSeq lists its product as uncharacterized. NCBI's taxonomy places the organism in Eukaryota, Evosea, Eumycetozoa, Dictyosteliales, Dictyosteliaceae. The record is from RefSeq and is a predicted model, not a curated record. Bases 1 to 2223 code for a protein of 740 amino acids. The transcript has 3 exons.
AUGAAUUUUUUUAAAAAAAUCUUCAAAAGAAAAUCAAAGAAAGAAAAGAAAAAUAAAAAUGAAGCCCAACCAGCAGUUGAGAAUAAUACUGCCGCCACCACAGCUACUGUAGCAUCAGAAUCAACAACUGCAGGUAAUGUAGCUGAAAAUAACACUGCUACUACAACUACCACCACCACAGCUACAGCCACUGCAAAUAUUAGAGAUAACCUUAAUGAAGUUAUUAAAGGUAUUCAAGAAAACAGAAUUUUAGAGGUAUUCGAUAAGUAUUAUCAUGAUGAGAUUGUUAUGUUUGAAAAGGGUGAUUCAACUAAUCGUGUUGGCAAAGAAGCCAAUCGUAAAGCUGAAGAGGCAUUUGUAACCAAUGCUAAAAUCCAUGAAGCUCGUGUCUUAAAAACAAUCGUUGAUGGUAACAAUACAGCCUACGAAAUGUUUAUGGACUUUACUUAUGGCGAACAUAGAAUCAAGAAAUCACAAUGGGCAUUCCAAGAAUGGAAAGAUGGUAAAAUUAUCAAAGAGGAAUUCAAUGACAGCAAUACCACACCAGCUACUGAUGCUCCAGCCGAAUCAUCAUCAUCAACUGAACAUAACAUCAAAGCUAAUUUAGAAGCUGUUAUUAAAGGUAUUCAAGAAAAUAAAAUUUUAGAAGUAUUUGAUAAAUAUUAUCAUGACGAUAUCGUUAUGUUUGAAAAAGGUGAUUCCACCAAUCGUAUUGGUAAAGAAGCCAAUCGUAAAGCUGAAGAAGCCUUCGUUUCAAACGCAGUUAUUAAAGAAGCUCGUUUAUUAAAAACUAUUGUCGAUGGUAACAACACAGCUUACGAAAUGUUCAUGGACUUCACUUAUGGAGGUAACUCAAUUCAAAAAUCACAAUGGGCAUUCCAAGAAUGGAAAGAUGGUAAAAUCAUUAAAGAAGAAUUCAAUGAUAGUAACACCACACCAUCUGUUGCUGUUACAUCAACUGCAACUCCAGCCGAUACCCCAGCUGCAGAACAUGACAUCAAGGCCAACCUUGAAGCAGUCAUUAAAGGUAUUCAAGAAAAUAAAAUUUUAGAAGUAUUUGAUCAAUAUUAUCAUGACGAUAUCGUUAUGUUUGAAAAAGGUGACUCUACCAACCGUAUUGGUAAAGAAGCCAAUCGUAAAGCUGAAGAAGCUUUCGUUUCAAAUGCAGUUAUCAAGGAAGCUCGUGUAUUAAAAACUAUUAUUGAUGGUAACAACACAGCUUACGAAAUGUUCAUGGACUUCACCUAUGGAGGUAACUCAAUUCAAAAAUCACAAUGGGCAUUCCAAGAAUGGAAGGAUGGUAAAAUCAUUAAAGAAGAAUUCAAUGAUAGCAAUACCACACCAGCUGCCACCCAAGAUACUCCAGCUGAACAUAAUAUCAGAGCUAAUUUAGAAGAAGUCAUCAAAGUUUCACCAGCCCCAUCUGAAUCACCAGUCGAACACGAUAUUAAAGCCAACCUCGAGGCCAUUAUUAAAGGUAUCCAAGAAAAUAGAAUUUUAGAAGUAUUUGAUAAAUAUUAUCAUGACGAUAUCGUUAUGUUUGAAAAAGGUGACUCUACCAACCGUGUUGGUAAAGAAGCCAAUCGUAAAGCCGAAGAAGCAUUCACUAGCAAUGCUACUAUUCACGAAGCUCGUGUAUUAAAAACUAUUAUUGAUGGUAACAACACAGCUUAUGAAAUGUUCAUGGACUUUACUUAUGGUGGUAAUAAAAUCCAAAAAUCACAAUGGGCAUUCCAAGAGUGGUCUGAUGGUAAAAUCAUCAAAGAAGAAUUCCACGAUAGCAAUACUACACCAACCUCAGCUCCAACUGAACCAUCAACACCAUCAACUGAACAUAACAUCAAAGCUAAUUUAGAAGAAGUCAUCAAAGGUAUUCAAGAAAAUAGAAUUUUAGAAGUAUUUGAUAAAUAUUAUCACGAUGAUAUCGUUAUGUUCGAAAAAGGUGAUUCCACCAAUCGUAUUGGUAAAGAAGCCAAUCGUAAAGCUGAAGAAGCCUUCGUUUCAAAUGCAGUUAUUAAAGAAGCUCGUGUAUUAAAAACAAUUAUUGAUGGUAACAACACCGCUUAUGAAAUGUUCAUGGACUUCACUUAUGGUGGUAACCAAAUUCAAAAAUCACAAUGGGCAUUCCAAGAAUGGAAAGAUGGUAAAAUUAUUAAAGAAGAAUUCAACGAUAGCAAUACCACUCCAUCAUCUGCCCCAGCCACAACCGAAGAAUCAAAAUAA